AUGUUUGGUACCAGUAAUGCUUUUGGUCCAAGACCUAACAGUAUAUUUUCAUCAGGCACGGCCAAUACAAGUCAGAAUCCAUUGAACGAUGUCGAAGUGCCAUCACCUCCUGAUGAUACAGUUGAAGCACUGAAAUUUAAUCCACAGAUUGCUGGUCAGCCGGUUUUGCUUGUUUCGGGUAGUUGGGAUUCGGUGAUCCGUGUAUGGCAGAUUAGUGAAAGCGGUCAGUGUGAAGCGAAAGCGCAACAAAAUGUUACAGGACCAGUUUUAGAUCUUGAUUGGCUUGAUGAUGGCACCAAAAUCUUUAUUGCAAGUGCAGAUAAACAGGUGCGAGUUUGGGAUCUUGCUUCAAAUCAAAUGGCAGUCGUAGGAACACAUGAUGAACCUGUCAGGAAGUGUCACUGGAUCAAAGCUCCCAAUUAUAGCUGUUUAAUGACUGGAUCGUGGGAUAAAACUUUACGAUUUUGGGAUAUGAGGCAAUUGCCUACGCAAGUAUCUUUAGCAACAGUGCAACUUGGAGAACGUGUUUAUUGUAGCGAUGUGUUG
This is a messenger RNA of Acanthocheilonema viteae, 546 nucleotides long. NCBI's taxonomy places the organism in Eukaryota, Metazoa, Nematoda, Chromadorea, Rhabditida, Onchocercidae. The record is from the annotation of a GenBank genome assembly.